Penicillium canescens is the source of this 1023-nucleotide messenger RNA. RefSeq names its product oxidoreductase, 2OG-Fe(II) oxygenase family (gene alkB). The transcript has 3 exons. NCBI's taxonomy places the organism in Eukaryota, Fungi, Ascomycota, Eurotiomycetes, Eurotiales, Aspergillaceae. Gene Ontology annotation, cellular component: nucleus; cytoplasm. Bases 1 to 1023 code for a protein of 340 amino acids. The record is from RefSeq and is a predicted model, not a curated record.
AUGGCUCAAAUCAAGGGUCUGAGUGCUCAAGAUCUCCCUCCUGGGCCUAUCAGGGACUGCUACAAGGAAUACUCUGCAAUUGAUGAGGUUGACAACCAUCCUGGCAUUAUCGAUCUACGGCAACUCGACCCCGACCAGCUGCCACACGGAGUAACAAUCGCGCAGCACCUGUCCAGCCAAGAACUACGAUUGGCCUUUGAUGAUUUUAUUCGAGGAGGUCAUGCACCGGCAGAAGAGGAUGCUCCAAUGACGGAGAACAUCCCAGUCUACAGCCAUAAUUUGAUCUCCGGUCUACUUAUGAUCCCUGCUCUGUUUCCAACCACGGUCCAGACUGAACUUCUGUCCCGCCUAUUCCAUCGAGACUUGUCCAAUCCCGAGUAUCAGACCAACGUACAUCUACAUUACGAUGUGACCUACCCUGAAGAUGAAGAAAACCACUCCCCAAAGUCGUUCUUUGGAGAUGAUCCCACUCGCACAUUUCAGCCAAAGGAUCCUCGACUGCACGAGCCACUGGAUGUCCAGAGCUUCUUGGAGAAAAGACUACGGGAAAGCCCGCCGGUAAUUCCACAGGAUAUUGCGAAACUACUGAGCGCAGCCUUUCCAGAAACAUCACCCCACGCAGCCAUCGUGGACAUCCACUCGACCAGAGACACCCAAAGCAUUCACCGAGAAGUAACCAAGGAUGGCGAGUCGGGUCUGAUCAGUGUGAGCUUUGGCUGCGAUGGGCUGUUCUUAGCUAGUCAUGAUGACGGUAAUGGCUGCAAGAUCUUGCGGCUUCGAUCAGGAGAUACGGUUUACAUGAAUGGCGCGUCGCGCUUCGCUUGGCACGGAGUACCGAAGAUCCUGCCCUCAACUUGCCCUGCGUGGCUAUCCAACUGGCCAUCGCUUGGAGAGAACCUUCCGGGGAUGCCCCCUGGUCCUUACCAGAUGUGGGAGGGCUGGAUGUCCGGCAAGCGAAUUACCCUAAACGUCCAGCAGACGCCAACUACCCAUGCUUCCAAAGACAGCGCAGAGUAUAUCUAA